This is a messenger RNA of Ornithorhynchus anatinus (platypus), 1331 nucleotides long. It is a transcript of the gene OSCP1, whose product is annotated as organic solute carrier partner 1. The transcript has 10 exons. The record is from RefSeq and is a predicted model, not a curated record. The coding region runs from base 102 to 1241 and encodes 379 amino acids. Gene Ontology annotation, cellular component: plasma membrane; cytoplasm. Lineage: Eukaryota; Metazoa; Chordata; Mammalia; Monotremata; Ornithorhynchidae. Gene Ontology annotation, biological process: transport.
GGCCCCCGGCAACCCGGUAUCCCGGCAACCCGGCAUCCCAACAUCCCGGCAUCCCGGCUCCCCGGCCUCCCGGACCCCCGGACCCCGGCGCCCCGACCACCAUGUCGGUCCGGACGUUGCCGCUGCUCUUCCUCAACCUGGGCGGGGAGAUGCUGUACAUCCUGGACCAGCGGCUGCGGGCCCAGAACAUCCCCGCCGACAAAGCCCGCAAAGUGAUGAAUGAUAUCAUCACAACUAUGUUCAAUAAAAAAUUUAUGGAGGAACUCUUCAAGCCCCAAGAGCUGUACUCCAAGAAAGCGCUGAGAACCAUCUAUGACCGCCUGGCUCACGCUUCCAUUAUGAGGCUAAACCAGGCCAGCAUGGAUAAGCUGUAUGACCUGAUGACCAUGGCUUUCAAAUACCAAGUCUUGCUGUGUCCCCGGCCCAAGGACAUAUUGCUGGUCACCUUCAAUCACUUGGACGCCGUCAAGGGAUUCAUCCGGGAUUCCCCCACCGUCCUGAACCAAGUGGACGAGACCUUCCGGCAACUGAUCGACAUGUACGGUAGUCUCUCUGCUGGAGAAUUUCAGCUGAUCCGUCAGACGCUGCUCAUCUUCUUUCAGGACCUGCAUAUUCGGGUAUCAAUCUUUCUAAAGGAUAAAGUACAAAAUUCCAACGGCCGUUUUGUGCUGCCAAUAACCGGCCCUGUUCCGUGGGGAACCAAAGUCCCCGGACUCAUCAGAACGUUUAAUAGCAAAGGAGAAGAAAUCAAGAGGGUCGAAUUCACUCAUGGUGGAAAUUAUGUCAGCGCCCAGAGAGAAGGCUCUUUUGAUCUUUAUGGAGAUCGGGUCCUCAAACUAGGGACGAACAUGUACAGUGCGAGUCGACCAGUGGAAACGCACAUGUCUGGAACAUCAAAGAGUUUAGCAUCACACGCCAAGGAGAACGCUGCCCCAAACCCUCUGGCCAAGGAAGAACUGAAUUUGUUAGCCAGGCUGAUGGGAGGAUUGGAGAUGAAGCAGUCCAGCGGGCCGGAGGCUGGAUUCCGAAUAAAUCUGUUUACCACCGACGAGGAAGAAGAGCAAGCGGCAUUGACCAGACCCGAAGAAUUAUCGUACAAAGUUAUCAACAUCCAAGCAACGCAGGACCAGCUAAGAAACGAAGAGUUGGCUCGAAUCAUGGGAGAGUUUGAGAUGACGGAUCGACCGAGCGAGAGCACGAGCAAAGGGGAUGAUUUACUGGCUAUGAUGGAUGAACUGUGAUGGGGUCCCCCCCGGCCCCCGCGCUCCGUCCACAGGAUGUCAACCGUGGCUCGACCCUGAUCAAAACGUGGCCGCCUAGUUUUCUAUCGA